CUACAGUCUCAGUCGAUUCUUUCCUUUCACCAUAUAUAAUACACACGUUUAAAAAAAAUGGAGCGCCCUACGCCGCGUGUAACUAGUGACAUGCUUGGCGAAUGUGCCGGCAGAACUGUCAGGAUCGUUGGAAAAGUCAUUCGAGUGAGUGAUCGCGCCGCACAGGUGGAUUGCAAUGGUCAACCUUUUGAAAUGAACCUUACGGUGGAUAAUAAUUUGGAGACUAUGCACUUUUACGAAUUUGUGGUCUCUGUAAAGCAUGAUAGUUCUGUACAACUGCUUACUUGCGUCGACUUUGGUACAAGCAUAGAUAUGGAUGCGUACAAGAAUCUUGUUCAAUUUAGCAACAAGUAUAAAUCGUUAUUCUACGAAUAGAUACCUUCCUAUAAUUAGGAAGUCUUCUUUUUCCAUCAAAUUCAAGAGAACUUAGACGUUUUGACACCGGUCAACCUUUGUCGCAGCCCGUCUUCGAGUUACUCAAAACACCACAUCUAGUCAUGUACGAACGAUCUUUUUAUACCUUUUCAUUCUUGAAAAAUUUUUUAAUGAUCAAAUAUUCAUUUCUUAUUGCUGUCAGGAAUUGUUGUUUAAGGAGUUGGAACGACAUCCAGCGUGCUUACUCUCCGGGUACGGAGCCUAAAGUUUACCGUCUUUUCCUAAAACACUACCCACAAUAGCUACUUAGUAAGCUCUAUCCAACUACCAUACACGGUUGUGUUUUCUG
Molecule: messenger RNA, 724 nt
Organism: Schizosaccharomyces octosporus yFS286
Lineage: Eukaryota; Fungi; Ascomycota; Schizosaccharomycetes; Schizosaccharomycetales; Schizosaccharomycetaceae
Product: DNA replication factor A subunit Ssb3
Exons: 1
Coding region: 58-375 (105 amino acids)
Biological process (GO): mismatch repair; nucleotide-excision repair; DNA replication
Cellular component (GO): site of double-strand break; DNA replication factor A complex; nucleus
Molecular function (GO): damaged DNA binding; single-stranded DNA binding
Source: RefSeq, a predicted model, not a curated record